This is a messenger RNA of Gossypium raimondii (Peruvian cotton), 843 nucleotides long. RefSeq lists its product as uncharacterized. NCBI's taxonomy places the organism in Eukaryota, Viridiplantae, Streptophyta, Magnoliopsida, Malvales, Malvaceae. The transcript has 8 exons. The record is from RefSeq and is a predicted model, not a curated record. The coding region runs from base 1 to 843 and encodes 280 amino acids.
AUGAGGAUGUCUGCGGAUUACCGUCAGGUGAAUAGAUUGACGGUAAAGAAUAAGUACCCACUUCCGAGGAUUGACGACUUAUUCAAUCAGUUUCGUGGGGCCUUUGUAUUUUCUAAGAUUUAUCUUCGUUUUGGGUACCAUCAACUUAAGCAGUAUUUGGAUCAGUUCGUUUUGGUUUUCAUCGAAGAUAUUCUAAUAUACUCGAAGACAGAGGAUGAUCAUGAUGACCAUCUUAGAGUAGUUUUGUAUAUACUUCGAGACAAAAAGCUUUACGCUAAGUUGAGCAAAUCUCCGUUAACUAAUUUGUUGCGUGAAAAUGCACCAUUUGUGUGGACCAAUGAGCAACAAGUAACUAUGGACUUCGUUAGUGGGUUGCCUUUAACACCCACGAAGAAGGAUUUUGUUUGGGUCAUCAUGGAUCAUUUGACCAAGGACCCAUGUUUCGUUUCUCGGUUCUUGAAAAAAUUUCAUAAAGCUCUAGAUACUCAGUUGGGCUGCAGUAGUACGUUCCAUACUCAGACAACUGGACAAUUUGAUAGGAUGGCACCUUACGAGACUUUGUAUAGUCGUAAGUGUCAUACCCUUUUGUGUUGGACUAAGUUGGGCGAGAGACGGGUUUUGAGUCUUGAGUUGGUUUCUUAUACUGAGAACAAGGUUAGACUGAUUCGGGAUCGUCUUAAGGUGUCUCAGUGGAAGAAGGUCAUUCAGUUUGGACGUAAGGGGAAGUUGAGCCCUAGGCGAUAUAGGUCUGACCCAUCUUAUAUUGUUUCUAUUGAGGAGAUUGAGGUAAGACCGGAUUUGACCUUUGAGGAAGAAUCGGAGGAGUUGAAUGGGACGUGGUAG